Lagopus muta (rock ptarmigan) is the source of this 6996-nucleotide messenger RNA. RefSeq names its product thyroid hormone receptor interactor 13 (gene TRIP13). Gene Ontology annotation, biological process: meiotic recombination checkpoint signaling; reciprocal meiotic recombination. The record is from RefSeq and is a predicted model, not a curated record. The transcript has 14 exons. Bases 290 to 1588 code for a protein of 432 amino acids. NCBI's taxonomy places the organism in Eukaryota, Metazoa, Chordata, Aves, Galliformes, Phasianidae. Gene Ontology annotation, molecular function: ATP binding; ATP hydrolysis activity. Gene Ontology annotation, cellular component: chromosome; nucleus.
GGACGCGAGGCGGGGCUCCCGGGGCAGCGCGCCGCUUUUCGAAUCGGCUGCGGUGGCGGCGGCGCCUCGGCUGUGCCGCGUGCCCCAGAACGGGCAGCCCUCGCAGCGGCCCGCGCGCGGAGGGGACGAAGAAGGUGCCGCUCCUCAGCUCGCCCGACUUCAGGUCACCGUCCUCGGGGCCCUGUCCGACGUGAGCUCCUUUCCCUUCCGUGCCGCUAACGCUGAGCGAGGAGCGGGCCGAGUGCCUGUUGAUCGCAAAAGAAAGAAGAAAGGAAGGGGAGCAAGAAGGAUGGAUGAAGCGGCUGGGGAUUUGAAGCAAGCCCUCCCAAGCGCGUGCGAUACCCUUCAGAUACACGUGGAAGUUCAUCAGAAAUCAAACAGUACGGCAAAGAAAGAAGAUAUCAGGAUGAGUGUCCUAAAACUGUUGAACAGACAUAACAUUGUGUUUGGUGAUUACAAGUGGACGGAAUUUGAUGAUGGCUUCCUUAACAGCCAUGUGCAAUCUGUGUCAAUUGUGGAUACAGAGCUGAAGUUGAAAGAAAGACAGCCUAUUGAUUUGAGCAAAAGCAGUCUUUCCAUUCAUAUAUUUCAUCUGAACGAAGAAGGGCCAAGCAUUGAAAACUUGGAAGAAGAAAAUGAGGAUAUUGUUGCAGCUAACCACUGGGUGCUACCUGCAGCUGAAUUCCAUGGCCUUUGGGAAAGUCUUAUAUAUGACACUGAAGUAAAAUCACAUUUACUUGAUUAUGUCACGACAACAUUACUAUUUUCUGACAGAAACGUCGACAGCAACCUGAUAUCAUGGAACAGAGUUGUUUUGCUGCAUGGCCCUCCUGGAACUGGCAAAACCUCUCUCUGCAAAGCAUUGGCUCAGAAGCUGACGAUACGACUAUCGUACAGGUACAGAUAUGGACAGUUAAUUGAAAUAAACAGCCAUAGUCUUUUCUCUAAAUGGUUUUCUGAGAGUGGCAAGCUUGUAACCAAGAUGUUCCAGAAGAUUCAAGAGUUAAUUGAUGACAAAGAUGCUCUUGUGUUUGUACUGAUCGAUGAGGUGGAGAGCCUCACAGCAGCACGCAGUGCCUUCAAGGCAGGCACAGAGCCUUCAGAUGCUAUUCGUGUAGUGAAUGCUGUUCUGAUGCAAAUAGAUCAGAUCAAAAGGUAUCCCAAUGUGGUUAUCCUGACUACUUCAAAUAUUACAGAGAAAAUUGACAUGGCAUUUGUAGACAGAGCAGACAUAAAGCAAUACAUUGGCCCUCCAUCUGCUGCAGCAAUAUUCAGGAUAUACCUUUCUUGCCUGGAAGAGCUGAUGAAGUGCCAAAUAAUAUAUCCUCGACAGCAUCUCUUGUCACUCAGAGAGUUAGAAAUGAUUGGAUUUGUAGAAAACAAUGUGUCCAGGUUAAGUCUGGUACUAAAGGAAAUCUCAAGAAAAAGUGAAGGUCUUAGUGGCCGGGUCCUCAGAAAACUCCCUUUCCUAGCACAUGCACUUUAUAUCCAAUCCCCCAGUGUUACAAUGACAACGUUUCUUCAGGCUCUUUCACUUGUAGUAGACAAACAAUUUGAAGAAAGAAAAAAACUUGCAGACUGUGUGUGAUAGUUCACUGCUUUAUGCAUUUCUGUAUUGUUACCAUUGAAAAGUACUUAACUUUGCAUACAAACUGCAAUUUCUAUGCAUCUAUAAAACAGAUUGUCAAAACCUUACAAACCCUGGAAUGCUUAACCCAGUUUUUCAAAACAUUUAUUAAUAAACAGUUUUUACAGCACACUGUGCAAUUUCAUUUCAGUGCUGUGAGGCAACUGAAAAUGUUCCUUCUAGGAAGAAUUUUUACAUCACUUGCAGUUAUUAAAAGUGAGCAGGCUUCUGAUCCUCGUGUCUUAACUUUCUAUCCAUAGAUUAGUUUUUAUACUUCUAGUUUCUUUCAAAUUCUUGGAAGCAGUAGAAAUUCAGUAUUUGAUAUGUGUGCAGUAAAUGUACUAAUAAUUACUUCUGAAGUAGUAAUGAACCUAGAAAAGACUUAAAGCACUCAGUGAUAAGCAGAUGUUUUAUGCUGACAUCCUUUCACCCUGAACCUGAAUAUCAAGGCUUGUAAUUUUUUAUUACACCCUAUCCAAGUUUUUAACUCAAGAGAUCACUUGACUGAAUUUCUGUAAUGCUACUUUUUUAUGUUGCUGCAAGCAGACUGAAAAAAAUUCACUGAAAAGUAACUAAAAUAUUCUUCUUCAAAAGGCCAAAGCACAGCAUCAUACCAGACACUGUGAAGAAGAGAUCAACUGCCCUAAGUAAAACCAGGAUACUAACCUAUAAGUCUUAGUGUAACCUUAACCCCAAACCCAAUCUGAACUGUAACCCAAAUCAUACACAUAACUCUAACCCCUAAACAUAAGCCUAACCCUAACAGUAAUCCUAACCCUACUCUUAAACAUAACCCUAAUCUGUACUUCUAACCUUCAAAUCUAAUCCCAAUUCUAAACCCAAGUCCUAACUGUAAAUUUCACACUAAUGAUGAUCCCUAUCUCUGACAGGAAUCCUAAAUGGAACACUAAUCCUGUACAAAACUGUUGGAAAUAUCCAAAUAAUUUUCUAGGAUGGUUUCUCUGAUAAAGCAGAUUUUAUUUGCAAUUGCAAUGGCAGCUUCCUGCAAGCAGGAGAGCCCCGAGAAAACAGCAUUGCAUCUUUUAUCCCCUACUGCCCGCUGCUGCUCUCUUUCUCCCCUGGUUCCUCAUCGGCUGAGUACUGUUCACACUCUUUUGUGACACUUCACUAACCAUACAAACACCAAGUAGACACAGAUCUUGGCUUCUCAAACACACGUGUCUUAAUUGACUUCUAGCAAUUGUUUUCUUAACAAACAUUUUGGUCAUAACUUUUCGGAUGUCAUUUUACAACAUAAACAUAGACAUAGUCUCUCAACUGCUUAAUUACCCCCUAACAUUUGUGCCCCUUCACACUGUUCUUCAUUGUUCUGGUCAUUCAUCUGCCUUUGCAUAGAGAUAAGCUCGGAAGGAGGAUAGAGGGGAGUACCUUGGAGCCUGUUUGUGGCGUCCUAACAUUUCCACAGAGUGAGACAGUUCUGCUUUGUGUAAAGGUCCUGACUCCUUGAAAGUUUGUUCAGCAUACUGUAUUCAUUUUGUUUAGAACAUUCAAAAUCUUUGCUGCUUUGUGAGAAAGUAUUUACUAGGUAAUGUUGUAAUUAUGUUUCUAAAGUAUGUUACUAAUAUGUACGGUAUUCUUACUUUCUACAUCAGCUAUUUCUAAGGAUAUGUAACAGCUUAAUUCUUUAGAUCAAUUUCUCUUUUCAAUGUUUGAUGCAGAAACACCACUUUUAUUUCCCACAAAACCAUAACGCUAAACCAAAACCACAACUCUAAACAUAACCCUAAUUAUAAUUCUAAUCCCAGAAGUUUGUGACAGCCUAACCCAAAAUUGAUAAACAUAAUUCUAACGGUAAAAGCAAAUAAAAACCCUUAAAUUUGAUUAUAGCUCUAAUGUUAAGCUCUAACCAGUAUGUUUAAAACUAGCCCUAAACCUAAAGAUACAUCUAACUUUAAAGAAAAUCCCUAAUAGUAAUACCUAACAAUCUAAGCCUAAAGCUAAUUGUAACUAAUUGUAACUAACUCCAUCUCUAUUUCUAAUGCAAAUCCCUAACAUAAACCAUAGAGGUAGUCUAAACCCUAAUCCUAAAUUUAAACCAAAGGUAAACCCUAAAGCUAACCCAAUGCCCAAAGGUAACCCAAUUACCCAAAGGUAAACCCUAAAGCUAACCCAAUGCCCCAAGCCUAAUCUUAAAACCUAACCACAAUCCUAAACCUAAACAUAACCAAAAGACAAAUACUGAAUCUAACCCUUACCCUAAUCCUUAACCUCUCCCUAAAUGGAACCUGACUGUAAUUCCUUACCCUAAUAAUCCUUAGAUAACUCUAACCCUACUGAAACUUAACACGUGACUCUAGUCCUAACCCACAACUCCAACAUCUAACUCUAAGCAUAACCCUAAUAAUAAUAAAUGUAACCCUGAAAAUAAUAAUAAACCUAGCUAUAAACUAGAACUAACAAGUAACCCUACUGCAAACCUUAACUCUAGCUGUAAUUAUAACCCUAAACCUAAUCCUAACACAGUAACCCAAAUCCUAAGACUGUAACCCAUGACUGUAACCAUUACCUUAACAUGUCAGUGUCCAGCCUUUUGCUCGUUUGGGCCACACUGAAUGACUAGGAGUUGUCUUAGGCUGCAAACACAAAGGUUGCUCCAAAAGUAACAUCUCUCUAUGUUUCCAUAGAACUACAACGGUAUCAAGGAGCACAAUAACAUUGCUUGAUUGAGUAAAAUUGCAGCUACGAAACACUAUUUCUCAGCACAGUCACCACCAUUAGAUAUGCAUUUUUGCCAGCAAUGAACAGCAGGCUGUAUGCUGCACUGCUGCUGUCGCCACUGCUGAAACACACCACCCACCACUCUGCUGUGCUCACAUCUGCUGCUGGUUCCCAUAAACAUUCAGCGAGUAAAAGUCAAUGGGUGCCAAUUUUUCAGCAUGGAGAAAUUCAAUUCUACUCCUUUGCUUCAUCUGCACUUCUGUGUCAGACAUCUUUUUGUCAGUCUGCCCUUCUGCUGCCCUCUGUCACACAGCAACAACGUGGAACGGAAUAUUGGUGGCAAUAAACCCAGUGGUUGCCUCCACCAUGGUGAGCAUGUAACGCUUACCAUCGCAGAUUCAUGGCAAGGUGAUGUAAUCAGCCUGCCACACCUCCCAUAUUUGUACUUUUCCAUCGCCCUUCCCCCCAGAAAGGUUUCAUCCUCUUGGCUUGUUUGAUGAUGGCACAUGUUUCACAGUCAUGGAUAACCUGUGCAAUGGCAUCCAUAGUUAAGUCCACCCCUCGGUCUCCAGCCCACUUGUAUGUUGCAUCACUUCCUUGAUGGCCCGAGGUCUCAUGGACCCACCAAGCUAGAAAUAAUUCACCCUUGUUCUGCCAGUCCAGGUCUAUUUGAGCCACUUCAAUUUUGGCAGCUCCAUCUACCUGAUGGUUAUUUUGUUAUUCAGUAGCCCGACUCUUGGGCCCAUGAGCAUCUGCACCUUUACAACAAUAUUCUUUAUUUGGGCAACAAUGUCUUUCCACAGUUCAGCAGCCCAAAUAGGUUUAUCCCUUUGUUGCCAGUUGUUUUGUUCCCACUGCUGUAACCACCCCCAUGGUGGCCUUCCAGUGCUUGGAGGGAGCGUAGAAAUAGGAGGGGGAACGGCUGUUUGUGAGGGUGGAUGGUGAUAGGACAAGGGGAAUGGUUUUAAACUGAGACGGGGGAGGUUUAGGUUGGAUAUUAGGAGGAAGUUUUUCAGCCAGAGGGUGGUGAGCAGCAAGGUGGAACUAGAUUAGAGCCCCUGUGUUCUGGUUGCUUUCUACUGAAAUAUUCAUUUCACUGUAAGCAAUUUAUAUAUUUGUUACCCUUCCAAAUAAGCAAAGCUGCAUGUAUUUAUCUUGAAUGUUUACUUUUAAAAGCAAUAUUAAUUCAUUUUGGAACUAUCUAGAAACUGAGAUGUGAAUUUAUAUUAUUUUUUUACCUCUAACAACACUUCAUAUCAUUUUUUAUUUUCUGUUACUGCUACUGGUUAAGUAGUUUUGAUCCAUUUCCCUGAGUAGGAUGAUAAAAUAGUAUUUCCUGUGAGAUCUCCAUGCCCAAAGAUGCAGCAGAAGAAGAGAGAAAAACAGAAGAAAAAACCAAAACCAACAAACGAACUUCAUCUAAUAUGUUAGUAUUACACCAGUUGCUGAGGAAGUUAUGUGAAUAUGGUGUUCUUUCUGUUCGUGUGUGAGCAUUCAUGGACCAACUGGUGCAAACUUUGCAAUAUUCCAACAUUGCCACCUUUGCUUCCAGCGCACAGAAGCUGAUACUCAGUUCCAUACUCAGCUUCCAGGCCGUAAUGGACUGACUCACACAGAAGAGCUGAAGGAGCCACUGCUCCUUUUGUGGUGUGACAGCAGUGCACAGCUAUCUGGUGCACAGCUCAUCUUUCUCAUCAUUGCUAGCACUGCUGAAACACACCACCCAGCACCUCGUUGUGCUCACGUCUACUGUUUGGUCUCCAUAAAUGUUCAGCAAGCAGCAAUGAAUGUCAACAGGGGCAAUUUUACCUCAGAAGAAUUCAGCGCUCAAACUAUUUACCGAGUACAAAUAACAGAUCCGAGAUUUUUUUUCAGAAGAGCUGUAUUUUCAUAGCAGCACAUGCAUGCAACUCUGAUCGAAAUACACACAUUUGAAAAUGAGAUUACACUUCAUUGGUCAAUUGUUUACCAGUUGCUGUAAUUUCAUCUCCAGCAGGUGGCAAUACUGCAUCAUGGAAUUCCUAUGACUUACACUGUCUUAAUUGCGCAGUAUUCCUUAAUCUGCUAGUAGUUCACAUGAAAGAAACGCUUGCAGCUUACUAUUACCCUCACCUGGAGCCUUUUAAUUCCUUGCCUGAAGUAUUUUAAACAGAGAAUGUUAUUUAAAACAGACGUGGCAAAUCAUAAACUUCAGGGAAAUACUUUGCAGUAUGCAAAACAUGUAAAUUUGAUUACUUUUAUACAUUUCUAAAUGAAGUUUCCUGAACCAGGGACUAACCCCAUCAGAAGCAACAUAGCAGCAUCUUAGUAGGUGAGGAAGCAAACUUUCCCUUUUAUUUAGAAGCAGAACAAAGAUAAAGAAAACAGAAGUUCCUUGUAUUUCUGUAUGUUUAAAAAUAACACAGCAUUACGAUUUGUUGUUUCAGCACAGAUUAACACAUCAUGGUAUACUAUACACAUCCUAAUCCAGUCAGGAUUUACUAACCCACUACAGAAGUGUUCUCACAGGUCUUCAAAAUAUACUUUUAAAUAUAACGUUUUAGCAGGAAAACAACCACACCUCGAUUUUCAUUUUUCCCAUGUGCUCAAGCUCUUAAAUGAAGCUGCUCCAAUUACAUCAGAUAGACUUUAUACAUUUUGUUCCCUUCAUUCGAAAGAAAAUUAAAAAAAAAAAAAAAGGAAAAAACCCA